AUGGCACUUGAUUGUGCAUCAUUAGCCCUUGGGCUCAUUGCCGGUGUAUUGCUGAAGCAUCCCGUCAAUUCCAGUGGAAAGUAUCCCUUUGGAUUGAGAAAUUUCGAGAUCUUGGCUGGUUUUGCGAAUGGAACUUUACUUGUGGGUAUCUCAGGCAGUAUCAUUUUCGAAGCUUUUGGAAGGUUAUUCAAUCCAGUUUCUUUGCAGCAGACAACUGAGUUAAUUGUUGUUUCCAUUUUGGGACUCUUGGUCAACGUGGUAUCUUCUUGCACAUUCUUGCAGAUACUUUGGGAUCAGUAG
This is a messenger RNA of Sungouiella intermedia, 300 nucleotides long. Lineage: Eukaryota; Fungi; Ascomycota; Pichiomycetes; Serinales; Metschnikowiaceae. The record is from the annotation of a GenBank genome assembly.